UGUACACUCGUGUUUUUCUCUGUAGAUUUCAGGACUCGACAAGAGCUGAAUAAAGCGAUUCUUACGAGCGUGGGGUUAUUUCUGUUCUCUUUUUAAAAAGAGUGGACAUUUCUGGAGGAAAACAUGGAGUCUGGAGGGGAGAGUUCUGACUUUGAUGGUUCUGUUCAAGGAUACUUUUCAGGAACUAACGGAACACACCGCAAAAAAAACUCCUUCGGUCUGAAAAUGUAACAAAUAUUGGUCUGGAAUAGAAAAAAACACAGAAAGCUCUUUUAAAAGCUACAUUUUACUCGGUGGUAAAGGAUUUUGAAGCUUGUAACUUGAGAGGCCGAUUUCUUGCGCGGAGUUUAACGGUCGUCGGUCGCCACGGAAACCGGAGCGCAGGUGCAGUGUGGUAGUGAUGCCUUCUCUGCACCACUGCGCCGUGUUUAUUGGCGUCUUUCUGAUCGUAACCGGUGGCGCUACCGCCUUCCUCACGUCCACCCAGAGCAGACUGCAAGCUUUUAGCCUGUGCUGUGUGGUGCUCGGAGCGGUCAUGCUCAUCCUCGGCCUCUUUUGGGCCAUGAACGGCAAGAACAGGAACAGCUCCUACAAUAACGAGUACACGCACGACUACGGACACGUGAUGUUCAGCCCGCCGCCGGGCAGCCACUUCCCCGAAACUCAGUCCGUCUUCUUACAAAGAACUUUGGAACGGCAGAGGCGAGCAGUGUAUGGAGAGGAUUUUGACUAUCCUCCUAUGGAGCCAACUUGUUUUAGCCCAGCUGCUCGAGGGCCACCCCCCCAUUGGGAGAUGGAGCCUCCUCCUCCAUACGAAGUGGCCAUCAAAACGACAUGUAGCUCCACGCAUCUGCGACGAAGCUACUCGGACACGCUGUUGCCCACUGAGCCGCUCUUCAGUCGUUCCCGUGAGAUAAGCUUUGAGGUGUAAUUCACUGGCAAAGUCAGCUAUAAGUUUUCUCUUCCUUAGUGGAGCCAUUAACUAGUAUUGGGCAAGCCAUUUAUGUUUUUUUUUUUGUCCCAGUCCUACCUUUCUAAAUGCUAUUUUUAAUAUAGUAAUUAUUAAGUAAUUGUGUAACUUUAUAAAAAGGGAAGGCCCCAAGGACUACGUAU
Trichomycterus rosablanca is the source of this 1113-nucleotide messenger RNA. RefSeq lists its product as uncharacterized. Lineage: Eukaryota; Metazoa; Chordata; Actinopteri; Siluriformes; Trichomycteridae. Bases 401 to 931 code for a protein of 176 amino acids. The transcript is spliced from 2 exons. The record is from RefSeq and is a predicted model, not a curated record.